CACACCUGGAGCAGCGUCUGGACAACCGGAGGCGUCACCAGUCUGUCAAACACAGCAGGAUGGUCACGCCUCCAUUACACCGGCUGAUAAAAGCACACUAACAGGAACAACAGCACCAGAUAUCUGAAGAGGACGGAGGAAACAGGUCAAGCGAGUGGAGGAACUCAGACAAUAACAGGAACAUCUGGACGUGGAACAUGGCUUCUUCUAACGUGGCUUCUUCCUCAAUACCGUACGCCCCGGGAAAUGUGGUGGUGGUCACCCACGUGUUCCCGGCGGCUCCCAACGGGGAGCAGCAGCCAUUGUUGGAUCGAAGACAAAAGUUCAGGAAGGGACAUCCCAAGGCGCUCGGGACCGUUCAGAUCAUGACUGGCGCAGUAACACUGCUGUUUGGGAUCGCAGCGGCUGUCUACCAACCUUCACUGGGAGUUUACAGCGGGAUCUUUGUUUGGGGAGCUUUGAUCUACAUCACCUCUGGAUCUGUGACGGUGGCUGCUGAGAAGUCUUUGAGCCGUUGUCUGCUCUACACUUCUCUGGUGUUCAACAUUAUUGCAGCAGUUGUUGCUGUGACUGGUGUUGUCCUGUAUGCACUGGAUCCUGUAGUCUGGUACUACCCCUACGGCCGCUACAGCUCGCGUAAUUAUGGUGGCUAUUCGGCUGUGGUGGCUGUGUUCCAGUUAUUGGAGCUCAUUAUUUCAAUCACCGUGGCAGUAUUCGCCUCUCAGGCAACCUGCUGCUGCUGCUGCACGGAGCAGCCACGAGUCUUUGUUCAAACUGUCGACGGAUCAGUCAUCCCUCAGGCUCCGCCCCAUUUCCAAGCAGCAUCUGUUGCCCCCGCUCAGCCACACCCUCAGGUGGCGCCCGACUUUAUAAACCCAGGGAAUCUGGGUUCGACUGAGCCUCCAGCUUAUCAACCGAACUGACCCACACACAUCAACUCUGAUCAUUGCAAAACUGCUGCUUGAGCUUGUUUUUCUUUUUCUGUAAAAAUAUGUCAGUGAAAGAUGUGGAAACAGUUGAUCUACAAAGGACGAAAAUAAAAAUGUAACCAGACUUUCA
This is a messenger RNA of Salarias fasciatus (jewelled blenny), 1059 nucleotides long. Its product is annotated as membrane-spanning 4-domains subfamily A member 15-like. The coding region runs from base 198 to 923 and encodes 241 amino acids. The record is from RefSeq and is a predicted model, not a curated record. The transcript has 8 exons. NCBI's taxonomy places the organism in Eukaryota, Metazoa, Chordata, Actinopteri, Blenniiformes, Blenniidae. Gene Ontology annotation, cellular component: membrane.